AUGGAUACCAGAAAUAGGACAAGUAUGAACAAAAAAAAGAUUGUUGCUGCAGCUGGUCUAGUUGCCGUAUAUAACUAUAUGUUAAAACGAAAAAAUAUAUCAAAAUGGGUUAAGAAUUGGAUUGCCAACAGAAAUGUAUUUGGUCAUAUGUCACUACUCCGUGAAUUGAGUGACAACGAACCAAACGAUUUAAAAAAAUAUUUAAGAAUGACAGCAUCAGAUUUUAAUAAUUUAUUAGAUUUACUUCGGCCACAUAUAUCUAAACAAGAUACAGUAAUGAGACAAGCAAUACCACCCGAAGAACGACUCAUAGCAACGUUAAGAUUUUUGGCCACUGGACGUUCGUAUGAAGAUUUAAAAUUCAGUACAGGAAUCGCAGCCCAAACAUUAGGUUAUAUAAUACCAGAAACCUGUAAAGUUAUAUUUGAUGUUCUGAAAAAAGAAUACCUGAAGACACCACAAACAAAGAAAGAGUGGAAAGAAGUUGCUGAAGGAUUCAAAGAUCGUUGGCAAAUGAUUAACUGUGGGGGAUGCAUUGAUGGAAAACAUAUACACAUAACUCAACCAGCUAAAUCUGGAGCUCUUUAUUAUAACUAUAAAAACUUUUACAGUGUAGUACUAAUGGCUGUCGUUAAUCACAAUUAUGAAUUUAUUUAUGCUGAUGUGGGCAAACAGGGAAGAAUCUCUGAUGGUGGAGUUAUUCAAGCAACUUCAUUUCACAAUAGACUGCAAAAUGGGAGUUUAAAUUUGCCAACAAACAGUGAAUGCGAUGAAGGUUUAAAUUUUGUAUUUAUUGCAGAUGAAGCCUUCGCAUUGGAGAAACAUAUUUUAAAACCAUACCCGCAAAAGAAACUAGAUUACCAAAAACGAAUUUACAAUUAUAGAUUGGCACGUGCAAGAAACGUUGUUGAAAAUGCAUUUGGAUUGAUAGCAAAUAGAUUUAGAAUCAUGGGCGGAUAG
This is a messenger RNA of Sipha flava (yellow sugarcane aphid), 960 nucleotides long. RefSeq lists its product as uncharacterized. Bases 1 to 960 code for a protein of 319 amino acids. The transcript has 3 exons. The record is from RefSeq and is a predicted model, not a curated record. NCBI's taxonomy places the organism in Eukaryota, Metazoa, Arthropoda, Insecta, Hemiptera, Aphididae.